This is a messenger RNA of Trichomonas vaginalis G3, 1167 nucleotides long. RefSeq names its product serine racemase family. Bases 1 to 1167 code for a protein of 388 amino acids. The record is from RefSeq and is a predicted model, not a curated record. The transcript has a single exon. Gene Ontology annotation, molecular function: threonine deaminase activity; L-serine ammonia-lyase activity. Gene Ontology annotation, biological process: L-serine catabolic process; L-threonine catabolic process. NCBI's taxonomy places the organism in Eukaryota, Parabasalia, Trichomonadida, Trichomonadidae.
AUGCCAAAUUUAUCAAAAAUAGCUGGCACAAAUUUAUAUUUCAAGCUUGAAACCCUCCAAAGAUGCCGUGCUUUCAAAUUCAGAGGCGCUCUUUCUAAAAUCAGUACAUUACCAAAGGGAUCUACCAUUGUAUGCGCCUCAGCUGGUCACCAUUCUCAAGGAUGUGCUUUAAGUGCUCAAAUCUGCGGAAUGAAGUGCAUCGUAUAUAUGCCACUUACUGCUCCUAUUACAAAAGUCGACGCCACAAAGGGAUAUGGAGCCGAAGUCAGACAAUUUGGCUUUUCAUUUGACGAAGCCUUCAAGCAGAUGCAAGAAGAUCUCGCAUCCAAUCCAGAUUGGAUUUUUGUCCCACCAUUCGAUUCCGAUGAGGUUAUUGCUGGACAAGGUACAAUUGGUCUUGAAAUUUGCCAGCAGAUACCAGAUGUUGACACAGUCGUUGUAGCUGUCGGUGGUGGUGGCCUUGUCGCUGGUGUUGCUACAGCUGUCAAAGCUCUUCGUCCAAACGCAAGAGUUAUCGCUGUCAACGCAGCUGUUCGUCCAGCAACAUAUUUGAAAUACAAGAACCUCAAAGGUCAGCCAAUAGAUCCAAAUUGCGACAAGAAAUUCAUCGGAAAUCCACUUGCAGAUGGAAUUGCUGUUAUUAAUCCAGGAAAAGUUACAUUCCCAUACAUCGAGAAAUACGUAGAUGACUUUGUUGUCGUUACAGAAGAUGAAAUAUCACGGGCUAUUGUCAUGCUCGCAGAAAGAUCGAAGAUGAUUUGCGAAGGUGCAGGAGCUGCUCCAUGCGCUGCAGUACUCUUCAAGAAAUUUGAUUUCAAGCCAGAUGAGAAGAUUGUUUGCGUUCUUUCUGGUGGAAAUAUCGAAUUACCUUUGUUGGCCAGAUGCAUUGACAGAGCGUUGUUCCUUACAGGCAGAAGAGUCAACUUCAACGUAUCAUUACCAGUUUCUAGUGGCCAUUACAUCAAGAUGCUCGAAAUUCUCAACCAAUUCAAGUUCGAAGUUCUGGGAACAUUCGCUCUUCCAAAUGCAAACUGCUAUGCAAACCAUAUAAGAUACGUUGUUACCGUCGAAGUUCCUAAUCCGGCCUUGCUGGAGGAUGUCAAGACGAAAUUCGAAGAAAAUGGCUGGAUUAUCAACAUAACUGAGACGCAGCCAUCUGAUGAAUAA